This is a messenger RNA of Gossypium raimondii (Peruvian cotton), 1674 nucleotides long. RefSeq names its product UPF0496 protein At2g18630. The record is from RefSeq and is a predicted model, not a curated record. The transcript has 2 exons. Bases 385 to 1557 code for a protein of 390 amino acids. Lineage: Eukaryota; Viridiplantae; Streptophyta; Magnoliopsida; Malvales; Malvaceae.
UGUGUCCGGGCACUUGGCUUUGGUCCUAAAGCUUUCUGAUUCAAUUUUCUUUCUUUGACUUUUCUCGACAUUCCUACAAUCAAACUCUGCUCUCCUCUCACCCUUCGCACACCUUACAGUAGUUGGAAAGAAUAUAAGAGAUAAAGCACACUUUAGAUUUCAUUCCUCUCAUCAUUCCCCCUCUCUCACAAUUAUUUUCUCUCAUUUUCCUUUCUUUUCUCCUCUCGAAAUCCUUAUCUAAUGCUAUUGGGUGCCUCCUUGAGUUCACUGGAUCGUAGCAGCUUCGCUUUUUAGAGCUCUAUUAUCUGCUAAGGAUUUCAAGAGAGAAGAAAUCAGGAAUCGAGAAACCAUCAAUUCUUAAGACUUUCCACCUCAAAUUCAGUUAUGAUGGGGUGCAAAUCUAGCAAAACGAAAGGAGGUGUUGUAGAAGUAUCUUCCCAAGGCAGGAUCGAUUCUGGGACUGAAUCAGACUGGAGCUCCUACGAGGCUGCUUGUAGACAUGAUUCAACUUUGCAGCAAUUUGAUGCGACCCUCCAUCAACGCACCAACGAUGUCAUUGGCACACUGGCUACUAAUAUGGGUGUUCAAGCUUUAUCUUUUGACUCACUCAAAGAGGUCACUGGAUGUGUUUUUGAAACCAACCAAGAAGUGGUGAAAAUCAUCUUAGAAUGUCAGAGAGAUAUAUGGAACAAUCCAGACUUGUUUUCUUUGGUUGAGGAAUACUUCGACAACACUAAAAAGACUUUAGAAUUCUGCACUGCUCUUCAGAAUUGCCUCAAGCGUGCUCGAAACAACCAGUUAAUCAUUCAGUUGGCUGUUAAGAAUUUCGAGGAAGAGGUGGGUUUACAAGUUGGGGAUGAUGAGAGGAAAUUUGUGAAGACCUUAGAAGAACUAAGGAAAUUUAAAGCAGCUGAGGAGCCAUUCACUAAGGAGUUCUUUAUACUGUUUGAUUCAGUCCGUAGGCAGCAGGAAUUAAUGCUACAGAAAUUGCUAUCUCGGAAGAGAGAGCUCGAUAAGAAAAUGAAAUCUCUGAAAACAUGGAGGAGGGUGUCGAAUGUAUUGUUUGUAGCCACUUUUGUUUCAGUGUUGCUUUUCUCCGUGGUGGCAGCAGCCAUAGCUGCACCUCCUGUUGUCACAGCUUUGGCGGGUGCAAUGGCAGUUCCUAUUGGUUCGGUUGGAAAAUGGUGCAACUGGCUUUGGAAGCGCUAUGAGAACGAGCUGCAAGGGCAGAAGGAGUUAAUAAUCGGAAUGGAGAUCGGUUCCCGCAUUACAAUCUAUGACAUGGAAAACAUAAAAGUGCUGAUUAGCCGGUUGGAAAUUGAGAUGGAAUCUUUAUUGCAUAAUGCUGAUUUUGCAGUUAGAGAAGAAGAUGCAGUGAAGCUUGCAAUCAAUGAGAUCAAGGGAAAAUUAGAAGCAUUUAUGAAAACCAUUGAGGAAUUGGGUCGACAGGCCGAAAAUUGUAGCCGUGAUAUUAGGAUGGGGAGGACGGUAGUUUUGCAGAAGAUGAUGAAACGUUCUGGGAAUUCAUCAACGGGUGACAGCCCGUGGGAAGUGUAGCAAUGAGGUAAAUUUCAGUGUGUUAAUGUUGUAAUAAUUUUAUGCUGUAUUCAAGGUAAUGAAGUUGCUCCACUGGAUUUGAUCUUAUACGUAUAACAAUUACAUUGUUCAAUUUUA